Limanda limanda (common dab) is the source of this 3601-nucleotide messenger RNA. It is a transcript of the gene slc15a2, whose product is annotated as solute carrier family 15 member 2. The transcript is spliced from 23 exons. Bases 255 to 2369 code for a protein of 704 amino acids. Gene Ontology annotation, molecular function: dipeptide transmembrane transporter activity. Lineage: Eukaryota; Metazoa; Chordata; Actinopteri; Pleuronectiformes; Pleuronectidae. The record is from RefSeq and is a predicted model, not a curated record. Gene Ontology annotation, cellular component: membrane. Gene Ontology annotation, biological process: transmembrane transport; oligopeptide transport.
CUCCAACUUCUCCAACCAACACACUAACGGACCUCCUGCUCCACACAGUGAGUUCUAUCUGUUGGAUGUAAAACGCGCUGUUGACUGCUCUGAAGUUGUUUCCCCACAGCAACAGUGUGUGGAGGUAGUUCCUCUGCAGAGUCAAGUGCAAGCAGAGCAGAACGGAGCGGAGUGGGACGGACUUGGAUGUUACUCAGGAUCUCCCCGAUGCAGCAGCAGUAAAGAUCCACAAUCAUUUCAGCAAAGAAAGCACCAUGGCCAAGAAACUAUGUGGGACCAACUACCCGACCAGCAUCUGCUUCAUAGUGGUGAAUGAGUUCUGUGAACGCUUCUCCUUCUAUGGCAUGAAAGCCGUGCUGACGCUCUAUUUCCUCACCUACUUCCACUGGGACAAAGACCUCUCCACCGCAGUCUACCACGCCUUCAGCGGCCUCUGCUACUUCACACCCAUCCUGGGAGCGCUCAUUGCCGACUCCUGGCUCGGAAAAUUCAAGACCAUCAUCUACCUCUCCAUCGUCUAUGUGAUCGGCCAUGUGGUCAAGUCGGUCGGAGCCAUUCCCACUGUGGGAAACACCGAUGUGCACAUUGCUCUGUCCAUUGUCGGUCUUAUACUCAUCGCCUUCGGCACCGGAGGAAUCAAACCCUGCGUGGCAGCAUUCGGAGGAGACCAGUUUGACGAGGAGCAUGUCAGCGAGAGGCAGAAAUUCUUCUCCAUUUUCUACAUGGCAAUUAACGCUGGAAGCCUCCUGUCGACUGUGAUCACACCCAUACUGAGAGGGGAUGUGCAGUGUUUCGGUGGCGACUGCUACGCUCUGGCCUUCGGGGUUCCUGCAAUUCUGAUGGUCGUGGCUUUAGUUGUUUUCAUUGCUGGCAGCGGGAUGUACAAGAGGAAUCCUCCCCAGGGAAACAUCCUGUUGGAAGUCUGCAAUUGCAUUGGAUUUGCCAUCAAGAGCCGCUGGAGGAGCUCAAAGGAUGUCCCCAAGAGGAAGCACUGGCUGGACUGGGCUGAGGAGAAGUACUCGAAGCGUCUGAUCCAGGAGAUUAAGAUGGUGCUGCGGGUGUUGGUGCUCUACAUCCCACUGCCCAUGUUCUGGGCUCUGUUCGAUCAGCAGGGCUCCCGCUGGACGCUUCAAGCCACAAGGAUGAACAUGGCUAUUGGAGAUUCCUUCAUUAUCAAGCCGGACCAAAUGCAGAUGAUGAACGCUCUGCUGAUUCUACUCUUUGUGCCCAUCUUUGACCUCAUCAUCUAUCCGCUCAUCGGCCUCUGCAGAAUCCGCCUCACGCCUCUAAGAAAAAUGGCUGCAGGGAUGGUUUUUGCAGCGCUGGCAUUCGGAGCGGCCACACUGGUCGAGGUGAACGUCGUGAAAUCAGUGGUGGAUCCUGCACCUGCAGGGAAUUGUCUCGUGCAGACCUUAAACCUGGCAGGAGGUGAUGUCAUGGUGGAUUUUCCUGGCAGUGACCUGUUUAAAGAGCCAAUCCCAUACCUCCAGGACCCUCCUCAUUAUGAAACCCUUCCACUGGGGUCGUCCAGCAAAGAACUGACAAUUCAAGUCACUUCGAAUGGAGAAGCUUCACUGUGUAAUCAGACGUUUGAACAACAAAAGGCCUACACCCUCAUCAUCUACUCCCAAACUACAGGAAUCCAGUGCAAACUCGUGAAUGACUCCAUUACCAAAAAUGAAAAUGGGAAUCCUUCUCUGAGGUUUCUCAAUACGCAGCCAACAGAAAUGAACCUAACUGUGGGAGACGUGACUUUCCACGUGCUCCCCGGUUACAGCGUCACUCCAAACAAGGCUGUUGAGCGGGGAAUAUACCCAUACGUCAGCUGCAGCCCCCAGUCAGCGAAUUGCUCUGAGAUUUACCUGGGCGUCUUGGACUUUGGAGCUUCCUACACCUUCAUACUCACUGAGGAUUCAGGUAAAAUUGCAGCCAGCAGGGUGGUAGACGUGAGACCCAACAACGUGAACAUUGCCUGGCAGAUCCCCCAGUACGUGCUCAUUACGGCUGGAGAGGUCAUGUUCUCCAUUACUGGCCUGGAGUUCUCCUACUCACAGGCUCCGGCCAACAUGAAGUCAGUCCUGCAGGCCGGCUGGCUGCUCACCGUCGCGUUUGGGAACGUGAUCGUGCUGAUUGUGGCAGAGGGUGCGGGACUGGACCAGUGGAAGGAGUUCCUGUUGUUUGCCUGCCUGCUGUUGGGCGUCUGCGUCAUCUUCUCCUUCAUGUCCUACUUCUACACCUACGUUGACCCUGAUCAGGUAGAGAAGUUGUACCUGGACAAUUCAGGGAAGGAGGAAGACGACGAUGACAAGAUGAAGAAAAAAUCCAACGACAUAGACAUGAUGAAGACCGGGAAGAACACAAAAUUAUAAUCGUCCCACAUAACAAAGGUGAAGCUUCUGAGAUUUAGACAAGCAGCCCUCAUGAGACGGUUUUAAGUUUCUUUUAGUUUUUCUUUCUUUCUUUUAUGUUCAUUACUUUUUUGUGAAAAUGUUGCACUAAGAUGUGAUCGUUUGACUUUUCUUGUGGUUUAAAGUUUAAUAUGUCAUUCCAUAUAUUUUGUGAAAACAUUAACACUCCAGUCACUUCGAGAUGUAACAAUCCACCGGAGUAAUACUGUUUAAAAGAGGCAGUGUGGGGUUUCUCACACCAUGAUCAAUACUGUUUUUAAUGUUAUAUGUUGUAUAUAUUUGUUGCAAACUAACACUAAUGACAGAUGUUGUAUUUUGUCACACCUAAUAAUAAUAAUAACACCUUCAACUCAGUUUGACAGAAAACGUAGCAGAAAUGGUUAAGUUUAAAUUGUGAACGACAGUAAUAAUAAGGACAAUAGUAACUAGUGGUUUUGCAUUGCAUCAGUCAAUAAUUACAAAUUCAGCAUAUGUAACAAUUACUAUUUUGCUGCAGAAGUAAAACACAGACCCUAUUGAAAAACUAAAUUUCACAAGAAAUCUUCAAUCCAACGAAGUUGAAUUGAAGCCAGAUAUUGCCUAUUGCCACUGAGAAGUCUUAAGAAUUACAUAAACUUAAUUUUACAGUGCACUAUUGUAAUGUUAGAAAGUUUAAAAAACUAAUCUUUUUCAAAGAAGACAUUUGGAAACAUUGCAGUAAGAAAAGCACUGGUGUAAAUAUUAAAAUGAAUGAUGGCUGAACGUAGCUGCUUAAUUUUUAGGUUCCUGGAUGUUCAUAUUCUUUCACUGUCACACUAUCAUAGUUUACAGAGCUGUCAUGAGUUUUUUAAUAUUGUACGUGUUAUUUGUUUAAAGUGCUUAAAUGUGCAAAACCAACAAUUUGGUCCUUUAGUCUUUAAAUACUUGAUGGUAAUGUUUUAUUCAGGUUAACGUGUAUAUUUUGCGGCUCCCUAUAAAGUGCUGUAAAUAAUUAAUAGAAAAAUUUACUAAGUAUGGUUGACAAACUAUUUUGUAUUUGGAUAGUAAGUUUUUGUAGCGUUGUCUAAAGACUUUAAUGACCUGUAUCUACAUAUACCAAAUGCUUUAUAACCUGAGCUGUUUUAUCUGAGAGUAUACAUGUUAAUGUCUGUAAAAUAAAAUCUAUGACAGUGGAAAACAAACAGGAAAUAACAUUCGGCAAAUAAAUUGUUGGU